UCUCUCUACUCACGCUCUACUUUCUGCUUACCAAGGCCUGAAAGAAUAGAUUAAACAGGAAGAAAGAAAAGGUGGAGAUUGGAGGCUAAAGUGAUUUAAACGUCAAACCUUGAAGAUAUCGUGUGUGAAUCUUAUUUUUUUCCCCUUUCACUGUCAUCAAAAGGAAACAACCUGUCACUCAAACAUCCUUUCCACAAAUGGAGAGCCUUCUCAACAACAUCAGUUCUACCACCGAGCCCCUCUUGCCCCUCUUUACCCCUGCCCCGACAAACUGCAGCUCCUGGGACCAGCGCUGGGGGGGGCCAUACUUGCAUAGGUUAGCUCACCUAGAUGUCCGGUUGUACCAAGACUUCUAUGCUGUUUGGGUGUCUCUCAUGGUGUGUAACUGUCUCAUGCUGGUGGUCGGUGUGGUCCUCAACAGUUUGGCCCUCUAUGUCUUCUGCGGGGCCUCCACCCACUCUUCAGCCUCUGUGGUUUACACCAUGAACCUGGCCGUAGCCGACCUGCUGGUGGCGCUGUCGUUACCCGCUCGCAUCGCUCUGUAUCACAGCGGAGGCACCUGUGUGGCCUGCUCAUACGUUCACACCUUCAGCUACUUUGUCAACAUGUACUGUAGCAUAUUGUUUCUGACCAGUAUCUGUGUAGAUCGCUACCUCGCUGUCGUCCAUGCGUCCAGUACUCUGCACAAAUGCAGGACUACAGGAACAGCCAGGUGUGUCAGCGCCACAGUAUGGAUCAUUGCAGUGGUGGUCACCUAUUCCUUUCAGACCACAGCGUUGGAGUUUAACUCCUCCUGUGUGCUCCUUCCUGCCCUUUUCUACCUCACCAUCCUGGAGUUCCUCCUACCCCUGCUGGCCGUGGUGGGGUUCACUCUGCGGGUCGCCUGUUUCCUCUCAACCAGCCACGGCCCGAUGCCCCAGCAGAGCCGGGCGAGGAGGGCACGCGCUGUCAGACUGCUGGCCACCGUCCUUGUGGUCUUCACCAUCUGCUUCACGCCUUUCCACGUCCGGCAGGUGUUGGUUUACUUCCAGGUGAAACUCAGAGGGGAGGCGAUGGGGCAGGGGGCGGGGCAUGUACUUGCCUACCACAUCACAGUCACUCUGAGCAGUUUGAACAGCUGCCUGGAUCCAGUGGUUUACUGCUUUGUGACGGACAGCUUCAAGAGAGUGUGGAGGUCGAGGAUGAGGGGGGAGAGGGGGGUGGGAGGUGGGACACACGAGUGCAGGGGAAGGAGAGAGGCAUUCAGUCAACGGUACAGCUCUGGCGAUAGCUCACAGUGUGGCCACACUCACCCUGACAAGUUCUCCUAUCUCUGCAACCCAUAUGGAACAGUCCGCUUAAGACAAAUAAAGGUGACUGACCUGGACACCUGUGGAUGGAUCAGUUCAGAAAAGAAGCCAUCAAAGACUGACUGA
Molecule: messenger RNA, 1415 nt
Organism: Labrus bergylta (ballan wrasse)
Lineage: Eukaryota; Metazoa; Chordata; Actinopteri; Labriformes; Labridae
Product: G-protein coupled receptor 20-like
Biological process (GO): phospholipase C-activating G protein-coupled receptor signaling pathway; positive regulation of Rho protein signal transduction
Cellular component (GO): plasma membrane
Molecular function (GO): G protein-coupled receptor activity
Source: RefSeq, a predicted model, not a curated record